Cannabis sativa is the source of this 1440-nucleotide messenger RNA. RefSeq names its product nuclear speckle RNA-binding protein B-like. The coding region runs from base 197 to 1111 and encodes 304 amino acids. NCBI's taxonomy places the organism in Eukaryota, Viridiplantae, Streptophyta, Magnoliopsida, Rosales, Cannabaceae. The record is from RefSeq and is a predicted model, not a curated record. The transcript has a single exon. Gene Ontology annotation, cellular component: nucleus.
UUUCAUUUCAUUGACUUGAUCUCUCUUUAAAUAUAAAUAUACAUUAUAUAUAAUAACCCCUAAAGGUCUCUCUAAAAUAAACAAUGCCUUCAUUAUUAUUAUUACAAUUAUCAACAACCAAAGUCUCUUCUAAUUCUCUUCCUUUUCUAGCUAACAUCUCCACCGAUCACCGCCGCCACGUCAUCAUAUCACCGAGAUGGCGGAACCAUCGGAGUACAACAAUCAGCCGGGAAAGUCGCCGAGAAAAGAACUCCAAGGCCCACGUCCAACACCUCUAAAGAUUAACAAGGGUUCACACAAGAUCAAAAAGCCUCCGGUGGUCCCACAACCGUCGCAACCGCCCGUCGCAGCUCAUCAUCAGCAGCCGCCACGUCAGCCAGUCAUAAUCUACACAGUCUCACCAAAGAUCAUCCACACAGAAGCUAGUAAAUUCAGAGACUUAGUCCAACGCCUCACCGGUCUUCCAGCCUCGUCCACGAAUUUCGGGGUGGGGGAGAUGGCAGUGGACCCCGCCACCGCCACCGCCGCCGCCACCACCACCACAAGCUCUACUACUAGUACUACUACUUCUAGUACUAUUACUAAUAAUAAUUAUACUAACCCUAGUAAUUUCUACGGUGGCCACUUAAUGACGAUGAGCGGUGGUGGCGGUGGAGGAUUAUCUCCGGCAGCGCGUUACGCUGCGGUUGAGAAGGCCAAAUCUCCACCGGGGAAAGUCAAAGGGAUUCAUUUCAACAUUGGAAAUAAUUAUAAUAAUGAUAAUGAUCAUAUACAUCAAUUCUAUGGGAUGGAGAUUAUGGAUCAUGAUCAUCAUGGGAUUGUGGAGAUCAAUAAUAAUAAUAAUAUUAACAACAACAACAAUAAUAAGGGUUUGUUCAGUUCGGGGAUCUUGUCGCCGGGACCGGCUUCGCUUCCGCCUAUUCAUCCCAACUUUUUCUCUCCACCGUCGGAUAGCUUCUUCCAUGAUCUGAGCCCUGUAAUUCAUCAUCAUCAUCAAGGUAGUAGUAAUAACAAUUACUUCAUUUCUCCUAGGAUGAUUUCUUCUCCAAAUACUCCAUCAAUUGACUUUUUACUCAGCAAUAUUUUCUCAUCAACAGAUCAAAAUUUGUAGACAUUAUUAAUUAAUUAAUUUUUUUUGUUUUGAUUUGGGUACAAGAAACAACAAGAGAUUUUUUAUUUUUACUUUUAUAAUUAUUUUAAUUAUAUAUUAGAUUUGUUUAUAAUAAUUAUUAUAUGAUUGAUACAUUUAUAGAAAAAAUUAUUAAUAAAUGGCAUGUACACGUGGCAUAUGAGGUAGGGUAUAGGGUUUAUAUAUUUUAAUAUUUUCUUUCUUUUUCCUUUGGUUUUUAAUAUUUUGGGUUUUUAUGAGACAUUAGAUGGAAUAGUACUUUAGCAGAUUGUUAACUAUAUAUAUUUCUUACAUUAUAUAUAUAUAUGCAU